GUGUGUCCGCAAAAGCCACGUCCCGUAACGGAAAAUUGAAAUUUUUAAAAUGCGCACCAAUACCAAAUGCGAUAUAUUUUUGUCCACCUUGUUGCAACGGGUUAAUUUAGAGGACAGGCAACCCCAUGGAUUUUUCCAUGGGCUAACGACUAGUCUAUGUUAUAAUACCCGUAUACGUCUGUCCGUCUGUCACGUAAAAUGGUAGCUUAGCUGCGCAAGUAGUAAGAUGCACGCAAUGCGGUAUAAAAAGGACGGACGAACCCGUGGAUUUUUCCACGGGCUAACGACUAAUUAGUACAAAAUAUUAAAGAUUUCUUUCCUCAAAAAUUUCUUCUUAAGGUAACUGUUCAUAUAACUUGUGGUUUAAUGUGAAAAAUAUUCUUCUUGUAUUUUAGGCGGCGAUCUAAAAAUAAAUACUAACAACUACAUAAAUAAAAUAUUACCAUUAUUCAACAAGCACUUUUUUUUAGCCUGCAAAAUUACCCCUACUGAAAAAUGUCCUUCAAACUUGGAUUGUGUAUCCCGAAAGGAAAAAAAUCCCGAAUCAGAUUACCGGACAUUAUCCAAAAUUUAUGCAAAGCAGUGGAUAUCGAAAUAGUAGAGAUAGAUAUGAAGGAAGACAUUGAGAUUCAGGGACCAUUCCAUGUCCUGUUACACAAAGUAUUAGAUUAUUACAACGAAUUCGAUGUUGUUGUUGCGGAUCAAAAAAUCACCAAACUGAUGUCAUACGCCUUACAGCAUAAGGAGAUGAUCGUCAUAGACAAUUUUGAUUGGUGCUUUAAAUUAACCAAUCGCAAGUAUAUGGUGGAGUUAUUAAAAUCUUGUGAAUUUUAUUUGAAUGGCGUGAAGGUAUUUUUGCCGAAUACAAUAGAAAUUACAGAACACAUGACCAUAGUUGAAGUUCAUCGUUUGUUAAAGAAAAGAAGUGUUAAAUUUCCUGUCGUAUCAAAGUCGAUAUCAGCUUACUUCGAGGAAGACGCCCGUCAAAUGUCACUGUUCUUUUCCACAGAGGCAAUCUCCAGACUUAAAAAACCUUGUUUAUUACAAGAAUUUUGCAACCAUGGUGGAGUGAUGUAUAAAGUUUUUGUUGUCGGUUCGAAGUUCAACAUCUGCAUGCGGCCAUCAAUUCGGGAUUUAUACGAAACCGAUACGAAUACGACCCUGUGUUUCGAUUCUUCUCGUGUUUCUAAAACGGGUUAUCCAUACAUGAAAGGAAUUCAUCCAGUCGAUCCGAAUAAACGUCACUGGGCCAACAGCGACGAAGUACCCGAUUUAUUGGAUUCAGGAGUAGUAAAAGAGGUAAUGUCCCGCAUCCAUGCGAACACUGGCUUGUACCUUUAUGGAUUUGAUAUAUUAGUUGAACGAGAAACUGGAAACUAUGCAUUGAUAGAUAUAAACCACUUCCCUUCGUAUGCUGGAAUAGACAGUGAACAUUUUCCAAAUGAUUUGGUUAGUUUACUAAAGACUUUUAGAGAUAUACCAGGGAAAAUCUUGUGAUCACGCUGGUUUACUAUCGAAGAAUAUAAGCAACAACGGCAUAUGUUUUUUUCGAAAGAGCGGUCCAAAGACAGUAAGAGUGUUUAAUACCAAA
Molecule: messenger RNA, 1591 nt
Organism: Hydractinia symbiolongicarpus
Lineage: Eukaryota; Metazoa; Cnidaria; Hydrozoa; Anthoathecata; Hydractiniidae
Product: inositol-tetrakisphosphate 1-kinase-like
Exons: 1
Coding region: 496-1497 (333 amino acids)
Biological process (GO): inositol trisphosphate metabolic process
Cellular component (GO): cytoplasm
Molecular function (GO): inositol-3,4,5,6-tetrakisphosphate 1-kinase activity; inositol-1,3,4-trisphosphate 6-kinase activity; inositol-1,3,4-trisphosphate 5-kinase activity
Source: RefSeq, a predicted model, not a curated record